Molecule: messenger RNA, 7424 nt
Organism: Sphaeramia orbicularis (orbiculate cardinalfish)
Lineage: Eukaryota; Metazoa; Chordata; Actinopteri; Kurtiformes; Apogonidae
Product: proteoglycan 4
Exons: 8
Coding region: 16-5553 (1845 amino acids)
Source: RefSeq, a predicted model, not a curated record
GUUCUGCUCACUGUGAUGCACAUGCAUGAUGUAGGUCAGAAGAAAGCUAAGGCAGAUUGGGCAGAGUUGUCGGUCAUUAUGAACGGACGUAAGCUCCAUGAAAAGGCCACCUACAAAAUGUAUUAUCGACUAGUUCAUGGCCAAGGUUUUGAGAGCAUUCUUGAAGGUCUGUUUGGUGAAGAACUCAUAGAAGACCUAAAAUUAUUUAAGGACUGUGAACCUGACGCUGUAUCUGAUUGGUCAUUUGAUGAAAACUGUGUAUUCUGCUGUUUGAGAAGAGACAAAGUGAAGGAACAUUUAAUUAACUUAAGCAACGAGGGACUUGAAGAUACACCCAAACCUCUCCUGGUCAAAGAUCAGACCACACUCAGCAGACUAGAAAGACAAGCUGAGGAAUUUCUCAGUGCAGUCCUUCGUAGAAAAGAUGUGCCAAAUUUCUCAGACCCUCACGUUCCAGUAGUGGCGCGAGAGAUACUUCAGAGAAUGAUCCGACAGUUUGCUGCUGAAUAUACCUCAAAAACCAGCCCCUCUCAGGACAGUUGCUCAGAUCACUCUGACCAAAGCUUGCCUCCCUCACAGUCGCUUUCUGGGGCUCCUCCUUCUACCAGCCCUGCUGCCACUCUGGCUGUGUCUGCACACAACCAGAACCCUGUCCUCAGCAAGCUCCUCAUGGCUGACCAGGAAGCUCCUCUUGACCUCACCAUCAAGAAGCCACUGGCAGAGCCCACUGAGCAAGAUGGAGUCCUUGACUUAUCCAUAAAAAAGAAUCGUAAUAGCAGCAACAUUCCAGUCCGCAGUCCUUGCCUCUCUCCGGCCACAUCCACGGUCAAAGGCGAGUCUACAGACCUGCGGGUCACAAAGGCAAAAGAUCUGCAGUCCACCUCUACGCUGGAGCAGUUCAUGGCUAAACUCUGCCUGCACCAUCAAAGACAGAUCGUAGAUGCCAUUGGUUUCUUGCAAACGGAGGUUAAAGCACUAGCAUCCUCCACUGCUUCUUCAGCCUCUAAUCCUACCUCUGGGAUCCUGGGAACUGCUUUUCCAACAGCAAAAUCCAGUGCAGUUACUCCUGACAGGUCAUGCGCUGAGCAAAGUUUUCCCAGUGAAUCGACUUCUAAAUCAGAAAUCCAGGAUAUAUCAAACUCAAAUCCCAGUCGCGCAAUAAAAAGAACACCAGACCAGGCUGUGAUUUCACCGAAAACAUCCGUUCCUGCUUUGAAUCUUCCCCAAACCAGAUCAGGGACGAUCCAGGCUUUGGUCUCUCCCACUACGAAUCCAGCAGAUGUAGAGAACAACCGUCAUGGUGAUCAUGCACCUCUGAAGAUGAAAAUAAUGAAGACCAGCAAUGUCACCGCUGGCAACAAGUUGUCAUGCGUGCUCACUACUUCUCUUUCGUCUCACUCCAACACUUUGGAGGACAGACAGGGUAACUCAACUUCAUCCACUAAAACAGAGAUGCACAGUGCCAGACUCAGCUCCUCUUUGAAAAGACACAAUCAGGCUAGUCAUACACAUCAAGUCAGGCAGAGAGAGACUAUAGGACAUGCCAAAGAUACACCAGCAAAACUGUACGCCUUUCAUGUGAGCAUUCCUUCAGACUCUCCCCGGACUGCCAGAAAGACCAUCAAGGCAUCCUCUGAUCUUCGGAACAGGGACUCUACUGGUAGAGGAAUCAUUGACCCAGAUCUUGGCCACUGUGACAUUGUUUAUAUUGACAAACCCAUUACAGAGUGUUUAAAGGAAAAGCACCGUAACAUGCUCCCACGUCGCAAUGCCAGAAAGAGCACCAGAGGACAUAUGUAUGCAGAGGAAACAUGGGAGUUAAAAACUGUCCGUACAUUAGCAGGGAGAGGUAACUGUCCUAAUCCAAUGCCGGAGUUCAUCACAUCGGUUACCCCAAAACAAAUACUCUCCAAACCCGAAGGCGUACCCCCUGUGGAUAUGCCGUUCGCUGUAGAAUGUAGGGAGGCGGUGAAUCAGCAAACAUCCACAGAGGAGUCUGAUGAGAGUGUGUUACCAGGAACGGGAGAUAUGGUAGAAACAGCAGUGAGUGAAGCAGACGUUAUAGUUGAAACUAGUCAGACAGAUCAGAGUCAGAGUAAAGGGCAGCCUGGUCCUCCAUCUCCAAUAAGCUCUCCAGCAGAAAACAUAGAACCUGAUGUGAUUUUAGAGCAUACAACUUCAGAGUCAGGGAAGGCAGUGGAAAAAGAGGAAAGUGUUGCUCCGACUUCUAUUAAUGAGGAAGAAAAAGACAUGACCGAGUCUCAAGAUGCCACAAAAGAAAGUGUUGAGCAAGUAGUAUCAGAAACUGUAUCAAAACCCUUAGGGGAAACAAUGUCAGAGCCCUUAGGGGAUAAUAAUAUAGCAGAAGUCGAACCCCAACUUCCAUUAGAGAAAAAUGAUAAUGUGCCUGUGCCCCAACAAAUUGACAACCCAUCACCGGUGCAUGAAGUUGAAGAAGAGACAGGGAAAAACGAAAGGGAGAAUGUACAAGAUGAGCAACCUCAGGGAGUUGAAGUACAGUCAGAGACAAUUAUGAAACCUGACAACUUAGGAGAGAUAGAAGAGUCCAGAACCACAGAUUCAGCAGUAGAAGAGAAGGUUAAAGAGCAAGAAGUUAAAACGUCAGAGACAGAUCACACUCUUGAGUCCGUAGAUCCUGAAAAUAAUGAUGAUGAUGAUGAUGAUGAUGGUGGUGAUUAUGAUGUGUCCGCAAUGACCAUGGAUGCACUCUCAAAAGAAUUACUCCCUUGGCGUAGAAAGAAAGGCACUGUAAUUUCACUGCCCAAGCGAAUGAGACAAACAGAGGCAGUCAUCGUGGGCUAUGUUAACGGUAGACCUGUAUCAGCAUCUGACAGAAGUCUCCGUCGUAGGUCAUCUAGUAGCAUAUCGCCCCAUAAGACCCCAGAGAAAUCCCGUCAGAAUGUACUCAAAGCAACAUCUGUGGAAUCAGGAGUGGAAUCUAGUAAUUUGGAAAAAUGUGUACCUCAAACAAACACACCCGUGAGUAGUCCCGUAAAUCCACCUGUGACAGAACCAUCCUCUGACACACCAUCAAGCCCAGCAUCAAAAGUUCCCUCAAGGACCAAACAAAAAAGAGUCAAAAAACAACAGGAAAACACCCUUGAACAGUCAGUCGAUUCACUGAACACAGAGACCAAACGCAGUCUUAGAUCAGCCAGUCAGAAACCUGAAACUCUAGUAGCGCCACUCACUUCAAACAUUUCCAUUUCAUCUCCAAAACCUUCUGUUGCCAGUGAUCUUCCAUCCACAGAGCAGGUCCCCUCCCUUCCUUCAUCAUCUCCCCCACUUCCUGUUUCUUCUCCUCCGUUAGUCAGCUCAUCGCCUCGUCCUCCUACGCCUCCCGUUACUGCAGAAGAGUCCCAACCGAGCUCAGUUCAGGAGACAACUGUGGACUCAAACACUGAAAAAACACAACAAGCAGAGAAAUUUAAUGAAGUACAAAAAAGUGAGAUAGAAAGUAGACUCCAGGCCAAGCAGAAACUAAGGUCAGGAAAGGUUAUAACAGAUGUUAGUAAGACUGAGAAAGCCCAAAUUAGCAGUGAUGUGCCCUUGGAAAAUCAGAGUUCUUUAAAGACUGAAGUGAACACACCGAUUGUGCCAGGAAGAGUUAAACGGGUUCUCCACAAGGAGGCUGAAGCAAGCAAUUUGUCCGUGCAGCAGAUGGCAAAUGUAGCAUCAUUAGGAGACAAGUCUGUAAGUGGAGAUGGUAGUAAGUCUUCCACAUCUGAAAAACCUACCAGAAUGCCGUUAAGGAGUGAGAGCAGCAAGGCUGAACUGUCCCAGCAAUCUCUCUGUCAGUCACCACCAGUUGAAGACAGGAAGUUAGCUUUGAGAUCACAGAGACAGGCUGCACCUUCAACCAGUAGUCCUAGUUCAGGUGGAAGACAGGGUGAUGUGGCUUCCCCUAUUAGAAUGAAGCCUGAGAGACCAACUAAAGCUCAGACGAAGCCCUCUCCAGCACCAGUUGCUUCCGUGCAGCCCCACAGCUCAGCCAUCCCUGUCAACACACCAAGAUCAGAACCACCAAAACAAACUGCUAACAAAUUCUAUCAGUCUCUCACUGGAGAAGAAAACCAACACAUAAUUACAAAUCUGAACAUUAAGUAUGAUAAAAUGCAGAAAGGCUGGGUGCAGAUGGACAAGGAGGGUCAACCAGCCCCAAAAUACAAAAACAAAGCAGACAGACAGGCAGCUAUAUGGAAAAGUAAGCGCAGGACACGAAAACCAAAGUCUUCAGACCAUCAGAAAUAUUCACCGGUGCAAAUGCUCUUCAUGAAAGGGUUUGAUCUUACCAGUAUAUGUCGCUGGUUCCUUGAAUCAACUGAAACAAAAUCCCUUGUCAUUGUCAAGAAGGUGAACACGCGUCUUCCAUCAGAAACUCAGUUAUGUUUUCACAGCUCGUCUAGUACAUCAGGGACUUCCCAGGGGGUCUUUCCAAGCUUACAAGCAGAGCGCUUAAAGAAACAUUUGAAAAAGUUUGCCAUUGCCUCGCCUGUGAAGAGCAACCCCAAGAGUCAGAAACUGAUUGCCAGAGCACUGGAGCAAGAGGCCAAUGCAGUCAAAGGGAAAGAGAAGAAAGAGAUUUCUAAUGCUAGUACAGGUCCGACAAAGUCAAUCUCCUCAGCCAAAACCUGUGUGCUGAUGAGUGAAUCUCAGAAAACUUCAGGUAAGUCAAAGAAUCCAGCUAGUGCAAGGAUCUUAAGGAAAUACUCGAACAUUAGAGAGAAGAUGCAGGUUCAGCAAGCCAAUGAUAGACUCAAAGACAAAUCAAAAACAAAAGCCACUAAGAUGAAAACACUCACCACUACAAAGGCUGUGUCCAAGGCAAAUCUAAAACCAUCUCUGAAGCCACAGAAAUCAUCCCUACGUGUCACUAAGCAAAUUAAAGAAUCUCCAACAAAACCGGAAAAAAAGAAAACAUUAGUUGUGAAAAAAAAUACAAAACAAUCAGUUAAGGAGAAGGCCACCAAGACUCAGAACAACAGUCGACCAUUGAAAGAUCAGGUAAAAAAAGAAUCGCCAAAGAGAGUUUCCCAGCGACUAGGGUCUCCUAAAGCACCUGAGUCUAACGCUGACACGUCUAAAAGCAAGGGUGAGAAAAAGGUUGAAACAGAGAAAGCGGAGGAGGAAAAACCGACUUCUACUAAAGUAAAUGCUGGAAAAGUCCAAUCAAAGGAACCACCAUCAACAGUCGUUCAUAAUAAAAGUAUUGAUAAUGCAGUUGAAACGCCACAGCAGUGUACUGAUGUCAAGGUUUCAAACUUACCUGACCAGGUAUUAACAAGGUCCCAGAGAAAAAUGGAGGCAACGAUGCCUUCAAGUGCAAGACCCACUUCUGGCUCGAAAAGGACUGCAAAGUCCUUGGCGACUCCUAAAGCAGUCGCACGAGCUGAGGAACCCACAGUGACAAGAAGCGGGGCGUUAAAAUCCCCUGCCAAGAGAAGCCAGGCAGCAUCAUUACCACGUAGUGCAACAAAGAGAGCUCAGGAGCUUUUAGAAACCCCAGCGAAACGCACCAGGACGUCCAAGUAAACCUGCAAACACAGACCAUCUUUAUUUAGGAGAUUUUGUUUUACCUGGAACUUAUUUAGAAGGAGCAGAAGUAUCUAUUUUCUAUUCUUCACCAAACUCUUUAUUGAAGACAGAUUCUCAGUCAGCAGAUACAUGAAGAAGGAACAGGGAUUUGAUGUUGAUUGAUGCUUUUGUAAAGCUUCAGUAUGGAAAUGCAAAUGUGAAGUCCUAUGUGUAGUGUGCUGUUUGGCUUUAUGUUUCACUCUGCGACACGGCUGGAGAUUACAGUAGUGAAACUAAAUUUUAAAAAUCGGGAUUACAAGUGUAGUGUUUUGAUGCCAUUUCCAAGGAGACAUUUGAAUAAUUUACCACCAUGUUUUGUUCUUUUAUUUCCCCCAGUUUGUAUAUAAUUGUUUUAAAAAACAGCAUGUCCUGCAUUUGAAUAACAGAAUAUCAGCGCUUUGGAGAGAAUAUCAAAGCAGAGAUUAGUUUGGAAUAAGAUCUUUACUUCUAGUAAGUAGGCAAUUUGUUUCUCCAGCCGGUCUUCCAAUCACAACAUUGUGAAUAUGUGACUGUUGUGGGUAGGUGCCUUAUUUAUGAAAUGUUAAGUUACAGAAUGUGUUGAUAAAUGUGAAAAUUCUUGUCCUCUAGUUAUAACAGCUUGCUAUUACUGGAGAGGCAGUUUGUUUCCUUUGCAGUGUGUCCAAAUUGUUUUUUGUUUUUGUUCCACACAGAUUGUGCCUCGUGCGUCAUGUAAAUUUAUUUUGACUAGCAUUCUGAUUUCCCGAUCUACUCUUGCAUCGGCUGUAUUUUUAUAUUACCAGUUUCCCAGAGCAUUAACAUAAAAUUCUUGUUAUUAUGGUUGUAUUAGGUAUUAAAAAUAUGAUUUUGAGUUGUUAAAAAAAAACAAAACAAUAUUUCAAGCUCUAUAUUUCAACACAAAAGCAUGUAUUUUGUUAAGUUGUCCUGGCUCAGUUGAUGUACCUUUGCAGUCCUCUCAUCAUUAUUAUGCUAAUUGUUCUUUGCUCAUGAUAGUGACUACACCCUGAGUGUUUGUCCUGUUUUGCAUGUGUUAGGUCCUGGUGAUGUGGAGACACUUACAGAUUGAUUUGAUCAACUCUUGCAAUGCCUUCAUAGAGACCAUCUGAACCAUUAUCAUUGGAAAUACUAACCCAUCCAAGACUAUGCAUGCACAUUUAGUGCCUGUCAAAGAGCUGUACUGACAAAGAAAAAAAAAAAAAAAAAAGGAAGUGGUUUGCAACAGUGAUGAUAUUUCUGAACAAAAACGACCUGAUAAGUGUGGUUGGUGAAUGUGGGUGAUGUACGGCCUCUUUAGCAUUAAAAUCACCAACCGGGCAGAUGAAUCCCUUCAGUUAAUUAUUCACAAAUUGGAUAUACAGUUUUUGGGGUAGUCUAGUCAUACUUCUGAGUGGUGUAUCAAUGUAUGUUGCAGUUUUAUUCUUAUGUUAUUAUUUUAAUUGUCAUUAACUGUUGGGCAGAUGUUCUCAUAAUGUGAAGUUUCUUUACUUUACAGUAGUAGCUUACAUUACCAUACCGUUUUUAGCACGGUGUUCCGUUUUUUGUUUUUUUUUUUUCUUUUAUGGUCAUUUCUCUUUAGAGUAAUUCAUCUGUAAAUGCAAAACAUGUCUGUCAUGUUUUUAUUGUUAUUUAAGAACUCCAUGUAGGCUAUAAUGGAUUUAGCAAACCCAAAAACAGCCCACCAAAUAUCAGACUUGAACAUGUUUAUUCUUUACAGUUGCUAUUUAAAGAUUUUGAUUUUGUAUAUUUGAAAGAAAUAACUGCUUUAUUUGUGGUAAUCCCAAGAAUGAUGCAUCUUCAUGUUAAAAACUUUGUAUUUUUGCUGGAGUUGAUAUAAAGAUGUUUGAAUUUUA